Messenger RNA from Menidia menidia (Atlantic silverside), 3119 nucleotides. NCBI's taxonomy places the organism in Eukaryota, Metazoa, Chordata, Actinopteri, Atheriniformes, Atherinopsidae. The record is from the annotation of a GenBank genome assembly.
AUGCCAUAUUCGGAUCUCUCGUUCAGCUGCCUGGCGAUGAAGAGGGCAAUAUUCCAUGAAGAGCGUUGCUUGCACGGGGGGUGGCUGGUCCACCGGGGACAUCACCGGGGCUGGAGCACAGAUAACGCCUUCAAGCUGGCCUCUUUAUCUCACUGGGUGGACCUGGUGCCGCUACAUCAUCAUCUCCCCAUCCAGACUUCCCCGUCUGUCAUGUCGUUAGUUCCUCAGAACCGGGGCCAGCGUCUGUGUGCUCGCUUGGCCGGGGAUCAGACCAGACGUCUGGACUCCUUGACUUUACAGUUUCCUUACAAAGUGGCGUCUGAGACCACUGCCAAGCUCUCGGUUCUCUCGAUUACCAACAUGCGUCAACAGCAGUGCUGCUGGUUGGGGAUUGCUAUGAUCACAAUAGAGUUUAAUCCAAAUUCAACUGAUAAGAAGGUAAGCCAUGAUCCCGAUCACUGAUCUGCGGUACUUUGUGGAUACACAGCCAGCAUACCGCAUCUUAAAACCAUGGUGGGAUGUCUUCACCGACUACAUUUCCAUUGUAAUGCUCAUGAUUUCAGUCUUUGGGGGGACACUGCAGGUCACCCAGGACAAGAUGAUCUGCCUGCCAUGCAAAUGGGUUGUCAAUGAGACCUGCAGGAAAAAUUUCAGCGCCGCCUUUUCUAAAUCAUUUUUCCUGGAGCCCAAAGGGAUUCAGUAUGACCUGGACCGCCACCAGUACAACUACGUUGAUGCAGAGUGCUACGAAAAUAGCUUGCACUGGUUUGCCAAGUAUUUUCCCUACCUAGUGUUACUCCAUACCCUCGUUUUUCUAGCUUGCAGUAACUUUUGGUUUAAGUUCCCCCGUACUAGCUCCAAACUAGAGCACUUUGUGUCCAUUUUGCUGAAAUGCUUCGACUCCCCUUGGACAACCAGGGCACUGUCGGAGACAGUGGUGGAAGAAAGCGAUCCAAAACCAAUGAAAAUGAAUGGCUCCAUGGACCACAAGGAGUCCGUCAUAAGCGAGGAUGUUGAGGCGAAUGUUCCAAUGCUCCAAAGGACAAAGACGCGCUUCGAGCAGGGCAUUGUCGAUCGAACGGAAACGGGAGUUUUGGACAAGAAGGAAGGGGAGCAGGCCAAGGCGCUGUUUGAAAAAGUGAAAAAGUUUCGUAUCCACGUAGAAGAAGGAGACAUUGUGUACAGACUGUACAUCCGUCAGACCAUUAUCAAAGUUAUCAAGUUCAUUUUCAUAAUCUGCUACACAGGGUAUUACGUGCACAAUAUCAAGUUCAGCGUGGACUGUUCUGUGAAUAUAGAGAGCCUGACUGGCUACAGCGUGUACCGCUGUGCGCAUCCACUGGCGACGCUUUUUAAAAUCUUAGCAUGUUUCUACAUUAGCUUAGUGGUAGUUUACGGGUUGAUCUGCAUGUACACGCUAUGCUGGAUGCUUCGGCGUUCCCUGAAGAAGUACUCCUUUGAAUCGAUUCGGGAAGAGAGCAGUUACAGCGACAUCCCCGAUGUGAAGAACGACUUUGCGUUUAUGUUACACAUGAUAGAUCAGUAUGAUCCUCUGUACUCCAAACGCUUUGCCGUGUUCCUCUCAGAGGUCAGCGAAAACAAGCUGAGGCAGCUCAACCUCAACAAUGAGUGGACGCUCGACAAGCUCAGGCAGAGGAUAACUAAGAACUCUCAGGAGAAGCUGGAGUUGCACCUUUUCAUGCUGAGUGGUAUUCCAGAUACAGUAUUUGAUCUGAUGGAGUUGGAGGUCUUAAAGCUGGAGCUCAUCCCAGACAUCACCAUUCCGCCAAUCAUUGCCCAGUUGGUCAACCUACGAGAAAUGUGGCUGUAUCACACCCCAGCUAAAAUCGAAGCUCCAGCCUUGGCGUUCUUGCGCGAAAACCUGAAGUCUCUGCACAUCAAGUUCACUGACAUCAAAGAAAUCCCUUUAUGGAUCUACAGCUUGAAGAACCUCAGCGAGCUCCACCUGACAGGGAACCUCAGCGCUGACAACAACCGUUACAUUGUCAUCGACGGGCUCAGGGAGCUAAAGAGGCUCAAGGUUCUUCGUCUGAAAAGCAAUCUCACCAAACUACCUCAGGUGGUGACGGACGUUGGCCUGCACCUGCAGAAGCUCUCCAUCAACAAUGAAGGCACCAAGCUGAUGGUGCUCAACAGCCUGAAGAAGAUGGUGAAUCUAACCGAGCUGGAGCUGAUUCGCUGCGAUCUGGAGCGCAUACCGCACUCGAUCUUCAGCCUGCACAACCUGCAGGAGAUCGAUCUAAAGGACAACAACCUGAAGACCAUCGAAGAGAUCAUCAGCUUCCAGCACCUUCAUCGGCUGGUCUGCCUGAAGCUGUGGUACAACCAGAUCGCCUACAUUCCCAUUCAGAUCGGCACCCUGACCAACCUCGAAAAGCUCUACCUGAACAGAAACAAAAUCGAAAAGAUCCCUAGCCAAUUGUUCUAUUGCCGCAAGCUGCGUUUCUUGGACCUGAGCCACAACAACCUAACCUAUAUCCCGGUAGACAUCGGCUUCCUCCAGAAUCUCCAGUACCUGGCAGUGACUGCCAACAGAAUUGAAAGCCUUCCAAACGAACUGUUCCAGUGCAAGAAGCUCCGCACCUUAAACUUGGGCAACAAUUGCCUGCAGUCUCUGCCCUCCCGUUUUGGAGAGCUGACGGCUCUGACGCAGUUAGAGCUGCGGGGGAACCGCCUGGAGUGUCUACCCGUGGAGCUGGGGGAGUGCCGGCAGCUCAAGAGAACCAGCCUCGUGGUGGAAGAGGACCUCUUCAACACCCUUCCCACCGAGGUCAAGGAGCAGCUGUGGAAAGCCGACAAAGAGCAAGCUUGAAGGGGUUUGUGAGUAAAAAGAAAAAAUGGAUAGAGACCAACUCGAUCUAGGAACGGAGAGGGUGCCCGUGCUGUUGCAAAGCCGUGCAGAGGCGGGUUGUGGCGUUGCUGCGGUGUUGACAAUAAGGCUGGGUAUCUGGAGAAAGUGCCACUGUGACAGAACCAAAAAGACGCCUCUGGCAGCUUCCCCCGUUGUUUGCUUAGUCCAGUUAGGAUUUUGUUGUUGCGUUUGUUGUUUUUUGUUUGGUUUUUCGUUCCUUUAAAAACAACAUCUCAGGCCAGUGGCG